Fraxinus pennsylvanica is the source of this 1566-nucleotide messenger RNA. The record is from the annotation of a GenBank genome assembly. Lineage: Eukaryota; Viridiplantae; Streptophyta; Magnoliopsida; Lamiales; Oleaceae.
AUGGCUGGAAGGAGGGAAUUAGGGUUUCCCAAAAUGAAUACUGGUAGUUUGAAAGAACAGUUGGUGAGGACGACUCUGAGGAAUGUGAGAUCAAAGGGGCACAUGUAUGUUGAGCUCAGGGAAGAUGGAAAGAAGUUGAUAUUCUUCUGUACUUUGUGUCUUGCACCGUGCUAUAGCGAUUCAAUAUUGUUUGAUCACUUGAAAGGUAAUCUACACUCUGAAAGGCUUGCUGCUGCAAAAGCUACAUUGUUAAAACCAAAUCCUUGGCCGUUCAAUGAUGGUGUGUUUUUCUUCCACGGUGAUUCAUCAGAUCAAGAUAAGAGUUUACCUGCUUCAACUUCCAAGAGACUUAAGUUGUUAGACACCCAUCAUGUAGAUGAGGAUAACCUUGUUAGUUGUGAUGAUAACUUGGUACCUAAUGAUAUUUCACAAGUUGUUGAGGAUGAUAUGGGUUGUAAUGACAGCUCCCAUGAUCAGCAUCUGAAUGGAAAUGGUUCUGAUCUGGUUAUCCCAGGCGUGCUGCAGAAAGAAGAGGUGUCUAAUUUGGUUGUGAGGCAGAUAGGUGUUGGACGAAUUCCUGCUAGGAUUAGUGAGAAGGAUGGGGUUUCUAAUGAAAUUCGUAGAAUAUGGUGUGAAUGGCUGGUGAACAAGGAUUCUGCCAAAGAGGAUACUUACAUGGUUCCAGAGCAUGACUUCGCUGUUGUUGCCUUUGCUUAUAAUUACAAUUUAGGUCGAAAGGCUUUACUUGGUGACAUUAGAUAUUUGCUUCUCUCUAGUCUUACUUCAGAAGGUGAGGACAUUGGCAGUUUUAGGAGCAAGAAGCAGAAAUCAUUUUCUGAUCCUGAGGACAUCAGUGAGACUCUAAGUAACCAAAUUGACUCUUCUGGAGAAGAGUCUCAAUCUUCAAAUAAUCCAAACUCAAAAUUAGUGUUAGCUGGGAAUGAUGAUCAGCUGGUUGAAUCAAGAAUUAUCGUAAGCAAAUCCAUUAGGAAAGCAUUGAGGAGACAGCAUACCGUUGCUUCUGAGAGGUUAUGCGAUAUCUGCCAGCAGAAGAUGCUGCCGAGUAAAGAUGUGGCUGCACUCUUGAACAGGAAAACUGGAAGACUUGUCUGCAGCAGUAGAAAUUUGACUGGGGCUUUUCACAUAUUCCAUAUUUCCUGCCUCAUUCACUGGAUACUUCUGUGUGAGAAUGAAAUUUAUGUAAAUCAGUCAGUUGCACCUAAAGCGAAACGAAAAUCCCGGAGAAAGGUUAGAGCCAAGGAUGGUGAAACAGAGAAGAAAGAUGAGACAAAAGCCACAAGCAAGCAAAUAUACUGUGUGUUCUGCCCAGAAUGCCAGGGCACUGGAAUAAACAUCAAUGGUGAGAAGCUGGAGAAACCAACUGUACCCCUCUCUGAGAUGUUUAUGUACAAGAUCCAACUAAGUGACGCCCAUAAAGCAUGGAUGAAGCAUCCCGAGGUGUUGCAGAAUUGCUCAAUGGGCUUUCAUUUUCCUCAGUCUGAGGAUAUGUGUCAGGAGAAUGUAGUUCCACUCAAACUGCUGCACUUCUAUCGUGCCAAUGACUAA